AUGAGUGAGGACUUUGUCCCAAUCAGUCGAGAUACGAGUCCAUUGGUCCAGACUGGCUCUUCACCCAUAAAUAACCCUACGUCAGCCCCUAAAAAGCAAAAGACCGUCUUCCGCAAGCCUUUCCAGGCUCACAAACAUGCGCUGUCUCCAGGUUCUGACUUGGCACGAAGCAUGUCCAACGCCCCAGCUACGGCGCCGUCGAUCCCUCAGACACCACCCCGAGAUGGUAGCACUCCGCGUAGUGUGAAGCCUUUGCGUACUCACGCCAGUGCUGUGAAAACGCAGGCACGAUUACGUCUCGUCCUUCAUCUGUGUCGUCCAGACAUUCACCUUCAGUCUCUUCUCGACAUUCUCCCUCGGUCUCUUCUCGACAUUCUCCCUCGGUCUCUUCUCGACAUUCUCCCUCGGUCUCUUCUCGACACUCUCCCUCGGUUUCCUCCAGACACUCUCCCUCCGUCUCCUCGAGGCAUUCACCCCGUGGAAUCUCACCCAGAGCUUCCAUCGAGACGCCUCGCGCUUCUGAGCGCGAAGAGUCACCUCCACCUCCCCCCUCCACCUCCGCAUCGAGUAGCAAUUAGUCGACCCCCGUCUCGAUCCCCUCAACCGUCUCCGUCUCCUCAGCCGCCCUCACACCAACCACAGCAGUACCCGCAGCGCCUUCUACACUCUCCGCAGCCCCCAGCACACUCGUCGCGACCGUCUCGGUCGCCUACGCCUUUGAACAUGAACGAUCGAUAUGUGAUUUUUGCUCGGACCCCGUCGCCUGGUGCGCAGUCCACACAUUCGGCGCAAUCAGAUGCGCAUGGAAACACGCCCUCUCCGCUGAGAGACGCCAUGGAAGAUGUUAUGACCUCUCUAGAAGACAUGGGGCUGCAACGGGAACCAUCGCCAGUGCCGCGUCAUAUUCCCUCCCCUUCGCCUCCCGAUGCAUAUGAUGAAAUGAACGACAGAACACCACCUGGCAACAAACCCCGCCCUCUAACGUCCCUUGGAAUCAACGGCUACAAGGAGCCACCGCGUGGAGAGCUUGCACAUCGGAACAGUGUCUACUCGCACGAUCACUACGCGGAUGGCCCUCCCCAACUGAACAACUACGUCCAGAGAAUGGAGAGUCGUCUCCGGCAGCUCGAAGAUCAAAACCGUCUCGAGGAUGAAAAUGGGUUUGAUGACGACGACGCGCCCCCGCCUCCACCCAAACAUGCUUCUUAUCACCCUCGCAAUAACUCUACGCCUGGGCCAUAUACUCACCUUAAGCAUGAUAACAAGGUAUAUGGAGAUGACCGGUUGAACAGAUCUUUCACUACGAAAUCAACUGCCACUACUUCCACUGGCGUGCAAAGCGUGGGGACGAACUUGACCAGCAGUACCGAUAAGACAAGCCAGAGCCUUAUGAGCGGAUAUUCUGCCGGUGGGUUCAGUGCUACUAGCGCAGGGAGCUAUGCUCGAAGGAAUGGUAUGCACGAGCGGCCAAAUACUGCAAUGGAAACUCUGCGCUCUCGAGGCUUCAGUGAUGCUGGGAACCCAAAUAGGCCAGAAUCACCGAUGACUGGAAUCUCGUAUCAUUCUAGUCAUAACACCUCUCGUCAAGGUGCUUCGUCUGCUAUCCCCUGGUCAUCUACGGACCAUGACGUUGGAGAUUCUGGCGGGGUUUUCGGUGGUCUCUCUACUCCGAAGACGAAGAAGCAAGGAUUCUUCAAAAAGAUCCUGGAGUCAGCCAAGACCGGAGCUGCGAGUGCCCGGAGCAGCAUUUCUGUAGGUCAUGGCGGAGGUUCGCAGUCUCCCACCAAGGGACACAGGGCGUUCGACGUGGUCUCCCCACACUUCUUGUCUCAUUCCUCCCAGUCCAACCGUGAAAAUGCUCGUGAUGCGGCACCUGCCCCCAACGCUAUUGACUGGGUCCAUGUUCGCCGGGAUGUCAAUCGCGCUUCGUCGCCUAGCCGAAACGAGAGAAUUGAGAGAGCCAAACGAUGCCAGAUGAUGGAUCAUCCGGUGAUUUAUGCGGUGGAGGAACUUUACGAUACCGCAGAAGGGGACGAGAGUAUUGACGGCUUGCCUAUCAGCGAGCCUACAAAUUUUGUUGCUGGAAAUCUGAACCUUGUCGAUAAGAGUGCGCGCUUCAUUAGCAGUUUGCCUCCUUUGACAAACCCUAUGAGCCUGGCCCAAGGCUACAUUUGUCGCCCCUACAAAAGCGAUGUCCAGCGUCUUCGCGCUAUUUUCACAUGGGUUAGUGAGAAGAUUGCAUGGGAGGAACCUGUGGAUGGACUUGAAGUAGACAUGAAACGUGUCCUUCAUGCCAAACGGGCAAGUCCACAGGAAAUUGCCAUCUUGGUCAAUGAUAUGUGCGCCGCUGUAGGUCUCCAUACUGAAGUCAUUCAUGGUUUCCUGAAGUGUCCUGGUGACGCUCUGGAUUUGGACAGCCUGUCGCGUCCUAACCAUUGGUGGAACACAGUCCUAGUCGAGGGCGAAUGGCGCAUUAUGGAUUGCGCGCUUGCAAACCCGACAAAUCCUAUGCGGAACCGAUUUGUGACCAAUAACUCUUCUGUGGCCGAGAGCUGGUACUUCCUUACACGUCCAAUGGAUAUUUGCUACACCCAUGUCCCCCUCUAUCCAGAAGAGCAGCACAUCUGCCCACCUAUUUCACCUGAUGUUUUGCUGGCUCUACCCGCGGUGUGCCCCCAAUACUUCAAGAUGGGCGUCCAGUUCCCCGACUACGACACCAGCGUCAUUCGCCUUGAAGGCCUAGAAUGCUUACAGAUCUGUCUCACGGUACCACCUGAUGUUGAAUGUGCUGCUGAGGUGGAAGCCCCUGCCUUCGCACGAGACGCUGACGGCGACUUCUUUGAGAGCGGUGAUAUCGUUCGCAAGCGAGCGCCAGUUCAACCAGACUGGUUUCGCGGCCAAAAGCGCAUCACGGUCAAGGCCGUCUUACCAGGUGACGAAGGACAAGGCGUGGUGAAGAUCUACGCUGGGGAAGAAGGGCCUCAUGCAUUCGAGCCGCGAUAUCCCUCACCCAAUGGCUCUCGCUCUCCCAAUCAUCCAUACCGGAGAGAACCCGCCCUAUGA
Penicillium chermesinum is the source of this 3063-nucleotide messenger RNA. RefSeq lists its product as uncharacterized. The record is from RefSeq and is a predicted model, not a curated record. The coding region runs from base 1 to 3063 and encodes 1020 amino acids. The transcript is spliced from 3 exons. Lineage: Eukaryota; Fungi; Ascomycota; Eurotiomycetes; Eurotiales; Aspergillaceae.